UAUUCGCUUUGGGGGAAAAUUUGUUGUUUACGUGAUAAUUAUGUUUCACGCAUACGUAUUACAGUCAAUGACUUAACCGAGAUGCAAACAAAAUAUUUGCACACCAGAAUGUCUUUUCACUCUUUUUGGUUGUAGAAAGAUGGCGGAAGCUGCAGCCCAAUCUGUGCUUGGUACAAUCAGUCGGGGACACCUCGAAUGCCCGAUUUGUUGCUGUCGUUUCGCCGAUCCCAAGAUGCUGGACUGUCUGCACAACUUUUGCCUAAACUGUCUACUCGAGCUCAUCAGCAGACAGCAACCCAAUGCAGACGAGAUUACUUGCCCAGUUUGCAGAUGGGUAACUGCGGUACCAGACACCGGAUUGCAGGGUCUACCAAACUGCUUUUUCCUGAGUUCCCUCGUCGAUGAAUUCAACAAGCAGGAGCGGUUGCUAGAAGACGCGAGAGCGGAUACUCGUUCAUGUGAGGAAUGCGACGAGGGCUUAGAAGCCGUCUCAAGGUGCUUAGACUGUGAUGGGAACAUCUGUCAGAAAUGUUUGGAUGCCCAUCGGAAAAUGAAAUCUACUAAGAAACAUCGGAUCGUAAACUUCGAUCCAAGUAGAUCACAGGAUUUUCGGAAGAAAGAUUUUCGGAAGGAAGAUUGGAAGCAAUGUCACAAGCAUACUAAUCAGGAACUCUGUUUUUACUGCGAGACAUGCAAAACCCUAGCGUGUGUAAAGUGUGCUGCGUUAGAUCAUCGAGGAGCAGAGCAUGAAUACAGAGAAGUUGCCGAUGCCAUACGAUCGUACCGUCUGGAUGUCGAACAGAUUCUGCAAAGGUUCAGACGGAGCGAAGUGGUUUUCAAAGUCACCGACGAAUCACUGACGCAUGCCAGAAACCGGGUCAGAAUCAUGGUCGCCCGGGCUUGUAAAGACAUCACCGCCAAAGAAGAAGAGAUUGCCAAGAUCAGAGACAAAUCUCGCCUUCUCAGAGACAAAGUAUCACAAAUCGGAGCAGAACGAGAUAGGAAAUUCGAGGAAGACCAGAAAAGCAACCGUGACAAAAUGGAGCGGGCUGAGCAAAUCGUAGCGGCAGUCAACAACUUGAUUCAGCAAGCUGACGACUUCGAGCUUCUGGACCUCAAACCGAAGGUGAUGCACAACUUGAAGUUCCACAAGAAACUCAAAUUGAGGAAGGCACAGCAUGAGCUCUCAUUCAUCGGGGUCAAAUGUCAAGAUGUCGUUACAGAUACACACCUCGGUGAAGUACUUCAGGAAAAAAAGUGGGAGAUGAGGGAAGAGAUCUUCAAUGUUGGGCAGGAAGAAUUUGAGACUGUUACAGGCAUCGCCUGUUUAAGCAAUGGUGACAUUGUCGUAGUUGACAAUGAUAAGAAGCAGUUGAUGAAUUGUACUUCCACUGGGAAGUAUGAAGGAAGUGUUGGUCGGGAGAAGUUGAAUGACCCAUGGGGAGUAGCGGCGACCUCCGAUGACCUACUUCUGGUCACUGAUAAGGACUAUGUUAAGGUGUUUGACUGUAGUCUAGAAUUCAUUCACCAGUUUGCAUCAUCAAAGGAUGCGGAAAACGUUGAUUCAAAGUGUCGUCUUGACGACAUCGCUGUGGACAAGAAUAAUCGGAUAGCAGUUGCAGACAGAGGGCGAAAGCUGAUAUCUCUCCACCAUAUGGAUGGGUCCUUGAUUACAACCAUACCACAUGGGGACAUGGUCGGUGGCUAUUUGGCCAUCGGGAUCAAGGAACGUUUGAUCUUCACCAACUACCUUAAGAACCAGUUGAUUUGCACUACCUACACGGGAGAUGAGGUGUUCAAUGUCGACACUUCAAUUGGCGAAAUACCUGUAAUUAUAAGACCAUCUGGUGUGUGCUGCGAUGAUGCUGGGGACAUCUAUGUUUCCGUUGACCUCAAUAAAGGUGAAAGCGUUGAAGUGCACCAUUAUUCACCCGAGGGAGUCUUCAUUGGGUGUGUGGCUCGCGGAAUUUGGUAUCCCGGUGGCUUGGCAUUCAUGCAAAGCAGAGACCUUGUGGUGGCUGAUUGUGUGACUGUCAAAAUCUUUCAUCGGGUGUGA
This is a messenger RNA of Patiria miniata (bat star), 2056 nucleotides long. Its product is annotated as E3 ubiquitin-protein ligase TRIM56-like. NCBI's taxonomy places the organism in Eukaryota, Metazoa, Echinodermata, Asteroidea, Valvatida, Asterinidae. The record is from RefSeq and is a predicted model, not a curated record. The coding region runs from base 140 to 2056 and encodes 638 amino acids. Gene Ontology annotation, cellular component: chromatin; nucleoplasm. Gene Ontology annotation, biological process: positive regulation of DNA-templated transcription. The transcript has a single exon. Gene Ontology annotation, molecular function: ubiquitin-protein transferase activity; zinc ion binding.